Phyllostomus discolor (pale spear-nosed bat) is the source of this 1560-nucleotide messenger RNA. RefSeq names its product olfactory receptor 1030-like. Gene Ontology annotation, molecular function: odorant binding; olfactory receptor activity; G protein-coupled receptor activity. The transcript has a single exon. Gene Ontology annotation, cellular component: membrane. The record is from RefSeq and is a predicted model, not a curated record. Gene Ontology annotation, biological process: sensory perception of smell; G protein-coupled receptor signaling pathway. Lineage: Eukaryota; Metazoa; Chordata; Mammalia; Chiroptera; Phyllostomidae. The coding region runs from base 123 to 1115 and encodes 330 amino acids.
UUUACAAGUUUGAGAGAAGAGGAGGAAGUAUCAGAGGACAUGAUGGGGAUAAUGGAUGAAUGAUGAAAUGCAUGAGUCUCUCUUUCCUUGAUUUAGACCUCCUUUGAAGCAAAGAAAACACAAUGUUGAAGAGGAACUCUACAGAGGUGACUGAGUUCAUUCUCCUGGGUCUGACAGAUAGAGCAGAGCUGCAGCCCGUCCUUUUUGUGGUCUUCCUGGUCAUCUACCUGAUCACAGUGAUUGGCAACGUGAGCAUGAUCUUGCUAAUCAGGAGUGACUCAAGACUUCACACUCCAAUGUACUUCUUCCUCAGUCACCUCUCCUUCCUAGAUCUCUGCUAUGCCACCAAUGUCACUCCUCAGAUGCUGGUUAAUUUCUUAUCCAAGAGGAAAACCAUUUCUGUCAUUGGUUGCUUUAUACAAUUCCACUUUUUCAUUGCCUUGGUGAUCACAGAUUAUUAUAUGCUGACAGUGAUGGCUUAUGACCGCUACGUGGCCAUCUGCAAACCCUUGUUAUAUGGUAGCAAAAUGUCCAGAAGGGUCUGCAUCUUUCUCACUGUGAUUACUUAUACUUAUGGCUUUGCAAAUGGUCUGGCCCAGACCAUCCUGAUGCUUCGUCUUUCCUUCUGUGGACCCAAUGAAAUCAACCACUUUUACUGUGCAGACCCACCUCUGUUAGUCCUUGCCUGCUCAGAUACUUACAUCAAUGAAAUGACCAUGUUUGUGGGAGCCGGUUCCAACCUUACCUGCUCUCUCACCAUGAUUCUCAUCUCCUACAUUUUCAUUUUCACGGCAAUUUUCCGUAUCAGGUCUGCUGAGGGAAGGCGCAAGGCCUUCUCCACCUGUGGGUCCCACCUGACAGCUGUCACUGUCUUUUAUGGGACACUGUUCUGCAUGUAUCUGAGGCCCCCUUCAGAAACAUCUGUAGAGCAGGGUAAAAUUGUAGCUGUGUUUUAUACUUUUGUGAGUCCUAUGUUAAAUCCUUUGAUCUAUAGCCUGAGGAACAAAGAUGUAAAAGAAGCAAUUAGGAAAGUUAUCAAAAAUAAAUUGUUUGCCAAGCAAAGUAAACAUUUUGGUCAUAGGUUUGCAAUAUAUCCUUAUUGUCUGACCAAGUAAUGAGCACUUUCAUUUAACUACUUGCUCUUUCAUAUAAUUAGCAUAUGGAACUUGGAAGGAUGUGUCAAAUUAUUUGCUAGCAUUACAGAACCAUGUUAGUAAAUAACAAAAUAAUAGUACAUAGAAAUUCAAAGACAACACCAGAAGGCUUUGUUAUUGCUCUGUAAAGUCAGUAAAGAACAGAUAAUACCAUCUAUGAUCUCUUACUGGUACACAGUUAUAAAAGGCAAAAUUAUCAAAUGAUGCUAUGGCAAUGACCAUUUGUUAGAUUAUUAUAGUGGUUAGGAAUUUUGAAACUACUUUCCAGGAACUUCUUAACCAUGACAGAUGAGAUUUGUUUUCUUCUUCCCUUUUACUAAUUAUAUUGCGAAGAAGAUCUUUGGGUACGUCAAACUUUUUACUCUAAGCAUAAAAUGUCCCAUUUUGUUUAGAAGGUUUUUGUUUU